AUGAACGCGCCGCGCCCGGCGCCGCCGCCGAAACCGCCGCAGAAGCCCAAGUACGCGCGCGAGGAACCGCUGCCGCCCGGGGUUCGACGCGCGCACGUGCCGCCGACCGCCGCGCCCUCGGACGUGACGUCGCCGGCGAACAUCGCGACGCCGGACGGGCGGCCGAAGCACUUCAGCGAGCUCAGGCAAGCGCAGCACGCGCAGCCGCGGACGACGCCGCUCGCGAGCAGGGACUACGCGCGGUACGCCCCGGGGACGGGGCCGCUGUACGGCGGGCCGUCGUUCCCGGCGCCGAAGGGCGGCAGCGGCGGCGGCGGCGGAGGCGGAGGCGGACACUUGACGAGGACGCCGUCGAAACAACAGAAAGCCGCGGCGGCGGCCAAGGUGGCGGCCAACGCGUCCCUGGCGACGACGCAGACGCUCGUGUUCAGCGCGAUCGUCGCGUCGCUGUCGCUCGCGCCGAUCGCGUACAAGCUGUUCGCCGCGCUCGGUUUAGGGGAUGGCUUUCGCCCCGGUCACGGGCUCACCGCGAGGGAGGCGGCGUCCGCGGCGGCGGCGGCGAUUCGUCGAUGGAAGGACGACGGGGAAGACUUCACGACGCUGCUGACGAUGUACCUCAGCGUGAUCUUCGUGUUGAUGGGCCUCCUCGCGUGCGUGAGACAGUCGAGAGGGCCGAUGGCGCGGUGGCUGAUUCGCGUCAGGCUCGCGGUGGGCGUGACGAAGACGCAGGCGCACGUCGCCGUCGUCGUCGUCGCCGUCGUCGUCGGCGUCUUCGGCGGCGUCGUGUCGAUCGCCGCGGGGAACGCGAUCACGCAGAUGCUGACGGGGAACCACGUGAAGACGUUCGCGCUGAGCGCGACGGCGGCGGCGGUGUCGUGCUGGUAUCACGAGCGACGGAAGCGGGGACGGGAGAUCGUCAAACGCGGCGUCUGCGCGCUGUACGACGCGGAGAAGGAUAAGAAGGCGCUCGAGAGAAUCAUGGGCAAGUUUAAUCGCGCGCGGGAUAAGAACGCGUUCGCGAUGGGGAACGCGUGCGCGCCGACGUGGGCGCGGUUCGCGUACGACGAGAAGGUCAAAUUUCUGAACGACUUUCUCGGGAGGAUGUGGCCGCACGUGAACCGAGCGGUGAGCGACAUGCUCACGAAGAUGCUCGAUCCGCUCCUGGAGACGUACCGGCCGUCGAUACUGUCGAAGGUCUUCUUGGAUCAGUUCGACCUCGGGGACGAGAGCAUUCAGAUAUCGCGCGUGUCGUUCGUCGGCUUGCGCUCGGACGACAUGGGCCUCUCGUUGGAUUUCAACGUCCAGUGGAACGGCAACUCGAAGAUCAUGAUCGCGGCGACGACGCACAUCGGGACCGCGAUCAAGAUUGGCGUGAAAGAUCUCGAGAUGUACGCCAGCGUGCGCGUGACGCUGCAGCCGUUCGUUCCGACGUUCACGCCGUUCGCGGGAAUGACCAUCUCGCUCACGGAGAAGCCGAAGUUUGACUUUGACCUGGAGCUCCCGCUAGGUCUGGAAGGGCGGAUGAGCACGAAGAUUCAAAACUGGCUCGAGGGGUUCCUCUCGGACGUCUUAGGGAAUAGCAUGGUGUGGCCGGAGCGAAUCAACGUCCCGCUCGCGUUCGACAACCAGGAGAUCACGCUGAAGAACGGCGAGACGAUGCCGUACAAGAAGUACUACGAAAACGUCAUGGUGAACAAGAUCACGGGGAUCGUCGUCGUCGCCGCGCGGCACGCCACGGACGUCCCGUCCGUGGACAUGUUCUCGCCCUCGGACCCGUACCUGUCGUUCCAGCUGCGAGGAAAGAACAAGAUCUUCACGAAAGUCGUGGACAACGAUGCGAACCCGGUGUGGAACGAGCAGCAUUUCAUGCUCGUGGACGACGUCAACGCGAGAAAGUUGAAAGUCGACGUCAUGGACGACGACGCGAACGGGCUCGGGAACGACGACGACUGCAUCGGAUCCACGACCGUCGCGCUCGACGCGCUGGAGCCGCAAGUCACGAUGUCGUUCACGGUCGCGUUCCCGGAGACGGCGAAGAUCAACGCGAAGAAAGGGCUGAAGCCCAUGACGGUCACUCUGGAUUUGACGUACGUUCCCUUCGACAUCGCCGGCGGCGAGGGCUCCGCGGCGGAGGAGUGGUUCCGAGGCUGGGGGAUGCUCACGGUGAAGCUCAUCAGCGGUAAGGAUCUGAAAGUGGGCGAUUACAACGGCUUCAGCGACCCGUACUGCAAGCUCGCGAUGGAGAAGGCGGAGCUGAACGUCGAGGACCCUCAGCGUUCCUCCGCGGACGCGCCGGGGGAGGGGGGCAAAGCGUCGACGAAGCGCAAGAAGGGCUCGUCGAAGAGGCCGGAGUUCAUCCGGCACAAGAGCAAGGUGAUCCAGAAGACGUUGGACCCGGAGUGGGGCGAGGAGUUCGAGUUCGUCGGCGUCCUCGAGCGGACGCCGCUCAUCGUGGAGUGCUUCGACCGGGACGUGAUGCUCCUGAAAAAGGCGCGUUCUAUACACUGGUCCCCAUACGACCCCGUCGGCGUGGUGAACGCCGAUCCUUAA
Micromonas pusilla CCMP1545 is the source of this 2550-nucleotide messenger RNA. RefSeq lists its product as uncharacterized. The coding region runs from base 1 to 2550 and encodes 849 amino acids. Lineage: Eukaryota; Viridiplantae; Chlorophyta; Mamiellophyceae; Mamiellales; Mamiellaceae. Gene Ontology annotation, cellular component: endoplasmic reticulum. Gene Ontology annotation, molecular function: lipid binding. The transcript has a single exon. The record is from RefSeq and is a predicted model, not a curated record.